AUGUUGGUAACGUCGGAAUAUACCAUUCGAAUUGUAUUAUUUCGAAAAGUAGGACUUUAACAUCAAAAAAAUAAAAAAAGUGAGCCAAAAAAACCUUUCACUUUUCUUACAAAAAAGACCAUUAGUAAAUCGAAAAGAAAGUCUUAUAAUUCAGAGAUUUAUCGACUAAAGUUUAAAACCGUUUGAAAAAUUUGAACUGAACAUAAAAUGUAGAAGAAGAAAAAAAUGAAUGAAUGAAAUAAUAUUUUUCAAAUAAAAAAAUAAUUCUCUCGGUGCGAAGACGCAGACAGCUAUAUAGAAAAAUUCGAGAAAGAGAGAGACACUCUUGCCGCGGAGACGCAGACGGCUAGAAAGGCUACAGUUUGCGUAUUUCGAAAAAAAGAGAAUAUUAGAUUUCGAAUAACGAUUUUUUUCGCACUUCAUUUCGUCUUCAAAAUUAGCUGUGAAGAAAUAAAUUUAUUUAUAAUGAAAUUUGAAAACAAACUAUGAAUUUUUUUCCAGAAAGAAAAAGAAUAGACUGAGAGAAAGUGAAACUAAAAUUAAAAAAAUAUUUUUUUCGUUUUUUUGUUCGCCGUAAUUUCAACAGAAAAAUGAUUAUAGAAAGCGUAAUUAAUUUUUUUGUUUCUAUGCACGUAAAUUUUUUUAAUUAAUUUUUUUAAACGUAUUAGAAAGUUUUUUUAAAGUGUCCAUAGCUCGUUAAUGUGUCGAAACGUUGUUUAUAAAAGAAAAUACUGUAUCCAGUACCGAAAAUCGAAAUUCAAACUCCAAGAAUCGAUCAAAAUAUCAGUUUCCAACUAAUAAACAAGAAAAAAAAAGCUGUCAGUGUCCGCGCAAAAGAGAAAAAUUUCGACUUGACGAAAAAUUAAAAAAAAGGUGUAAUUGGUCUGUACCUAAGAGACAAAACCCAAAAUCGAAAUUUCAACUCCAGGAAUCGAUCACAUUAUCAGUUUUCAAUUACUUAAACAGGAAAAAAAAAGAAUACAAAAUCAAACCUGAGUUAUGCCGUGUUCAAAGUAAUUUCCGCGAAAUUCAAAAUACCCGUUAGAGAAAGGAAAAGAUCACUAAAUUUUGGAGAGUCAUUUUGAAUUUCGCGGAAAUUACUUUGAACACGGCAUUAAAAAUUUCGACUUUCGUGAACAGAACAAUUAUGUAGUCCUUUGAACCAAUCAAACCACAAGAAAAUAAACUGCGAAAUUUUAAGAGAGUUAUAGGAAAUGACUAGCAACAUUUGGAAACUAUAAAUGUCAGGAAAAAAAAAAUGCUAGCCUUCAAAUAAUCAAAAAAUCCGGACUCUUAACUACGACGCGAAAAAGACGAUUGUUAGCCACGCCCACUCAUGCAGCGUCCGCAUGCUUUUCAGAAAAGGGGCGGGAACCCCGCUUUAGAACGCUGUGAAUUCGGAAUUUAAAAAUAUUUCAAAGACCAAAAAACAGCUGAAAUAGGAUUAUAAACACACAAACUAUUAUUAGAUUUGCGUUUGGUUUUUUUCUCGCUCGCACAUCGCUGUUUGAGGUCAUUCCCUCCAGAGGCACGGUCACGAUUUACAGCCAUUGUAAAUUAGAAGAAGCCUUGACUUCUUUCCCUUUUUUAAAUCCUUCCAAAGAUCCUUCAGGCAAUUUUAAGCUCAACUUCGAUUAAUUCGAAAAAAGUGCACCUAGUCUCCUCAGGAAUAAGCUCGUUCCUAUGAUAAAUGAAAGAGAAAAUUUCCGAUCCAAAUUCUCCCCUUUAGGUGGUCCGGAUCCUGCCCAACUCCCUCCGUCAGAACGCCCAACUCCUCGAGCAAUCCAUCGUGGAUCUUGACGAGAAGAUCAAGGACGUCCUGGAGGAGACCAAGGUCGAUUUCGACAAGUGGAAGGCGAUCGCCGCCCAGCAGCCGCAAAUGAGCCCCGAGUUUAUUAGGGGCGGGGCUUGA
Messenger RNA from Caenorhabditis auriculariae, 1912 nucleotides. The record is from the annotation of a GenBank genome assembly. NCBI's taxonomy places the organism in Eukaryota, Metazoa, Nematoda, Chromadorea, Rhabditida, Rhabditidae.